ACUAUGUGGUCAGAAAUUGUAGAAUGUUUGAAAGAUGCGUCUUUAGUGGCAAAAAUACAAAAUUGUUUUGGUGUCAAAAUACAUUAUAGUGAAACUUUGAAAGAACAUUAUAAGGAAAAUCUCUGUCCUGAAAUCCAUGGUACUAAUUGUCGAAAUAUUAAACGCAAUGUCAAUAGUUGCCAAUUAAAAUUUGGAGAAGCGAAAGAAAAUGGUUAUAUUACAACGGAAAAAAGAUCUGUUUGUGGUGUAAAAACAAAUAUAUGUACGAGUGAGAAAUACGAACCAUCGAUCGCCCUCAAUUGGAAUUAUACUAUAACAAACUAUUUUUGGUAUUAUUUAUUUUUUUUUGGAACAGAAUUAGGGGAUGAAAUAUUUUAUUCUACAUUUAUACCUUUCUGGUUUUGGAAUAUCGAUGGUGCAGUGGGUAGAAGGGUUGUUUUAGUAUGGGCUAUUAUCAUGACAACGGGUCAAAUAUUAAAAGAUGUUAUAUGUUGGGCAAGACCUGCAUGUCCUCCAGCAGUUCGAUUGCAAAUAAAAUGGUCAGAAGAAUAUGGAAUGCCAUCUACUCAUGCUAUGAUUGGUAUAUCGAUUCCAUUCAGUGUAGUAUUAUUUACAAUAAAUAGGUAUCUCUAUCCUGUUUCUAUUGGUUGGACAAUUGCAACAUUGUGGUGUGCACUUGUGUGUAUGAGUAGAUUAUAUCUGGGUAUGCACACAGUAUUAGACAUUCUAGCAGGCUUAAUGUUAGCCAUUGCAUUAAUGAUUCCAUUAGUACCUUUAGUGGACUACACAGAUUAUUAUAUUCUCUCAAACAUUUGGGCUUUGGCAAUUUUAAUUGCUAUUAGUAUAGCUGUUAUAGUUUACUACCCACGCAGCAAGAAAUGGACACCAACCAGAGGUGAUACAACUAUGGUGGUAUCCGUUACCACCGGGGUUCAUUUAGGAGCAUGGCUUAACUACAAUACUGGAGCUAUGAUAGCUCCUACAAAAUCACCACCAUAUGAUAUUAUAUGGCCAACUUACCCAAUGUUUGGUUGCAUGAUACUUAGAACAAUACUUGGAUUUUCCAGUAUUCUUGUAACAAGGGCUGUUUGCAAAUCCCUUUGUUAUAGAAUAAUGUGUGCCAUAUUAAGAAUUAAUUCUGAGGACCUCAUGAAAAGUCAAAAUUAUUCAGAAGAUAACAAUAAGGUUCUUGUUGAUCUAGUCCACAAAUAUGUGACUUGUUUUAUGAUAGGUGUAAAUACAGUGUAUCUCUUGCCAAAUGUGUUUUCUAUAAUUGGAAUCGGACGACCGACAUUUUACACGGAAAUAUAAAACGCUUCCUCCAGUUAUAAAAACGAUGCAUUUCUUUAGCGUUUUAUCGGUAUAAAGUAAACAUAAUAUGAAAUUAUAAUCAUUGUACAAAUCAUUCCAAUACUAAUGUUUGUGAUAUUGUUUUUGUAUACAUAUAUUCAUUGCUCGUAUCCAUUGUUGCUACAGGUCACAGAUAUGUGAGUGAGAUGUCCUGUACUAUUUUAUAUACCAAAAGCGCAAUUUCAAGUUUCAAACUUGUUAACCUAGUUCCAAUUAUAUUGUUCAUAUACAUGCAUUAAAAUUAUAGUUUCGUUGGUAAGAGGAAUAGAUUAAAACAGUUAAUAAGAAAGUUUAUAUUUUACCUUUUUAAGAUAUAAAUAAAUGUUACAAUGUUUUUCGUUACAAUAAAAUAAUUGAUUAAAAAUUAA
This is a messenger RNA of Bombus pyrosoma, 1718 nucleotides long. Its product is annotated as sphingosine-1-phosphate phosphatase 1-like. The transcript is spliced from 4 exons. Gene Ontology annotation, molecular function: sphingosine-1-phosphate phosphatase activity. Gene Ontology annotation, cellular component: endoplasmic reticulum membrane. Gene Ontology annotation, biological process: sphingosine metabolic process; phospholipid dephosphorylation. The coding region runs from base 4 to 1311 and encodes 435 amino acids. Lineage: Eukaryota; Metazoa; Arthropoda; Insecta; Hymenoptera; Apidae. The record is from RefSeq and is a predicted model, not a curated record.